AUGGCUUCCAACCUCUCCUUCAUCCUCAACAAGCCCAACGACGUCACCUUCGCGGAGCGGCCCAUCCCCAAGCUCCAACACCCGCACGACGUGCUCGUCGGCAUCAACUACACGGGCAUCUGCGGCUCCGACGUGCACUACUGGCAGCACGGCGCGAUCGGGCACUUCGUGGUCAAGGACCCGAUGGUGCUGGGCCACGAGUCCGCCGGCACCGUGCUCGAGGUCGGCUCCGCCGUCUCCACCCUCCGCAAGGGCGACCGCGUGGCCCUCGAGCCGGGCUACCCCUGCCGGCGCUGCGGGCCCUGCCUCUCGGGCCAUUACAACCUCUGCCCGGACAUGGUCUUCGCCGCGACCCCGCCCUACGACGGCACCCUGACGGGGUUCUGGACCGCCCCCUCGGAUUUCUGCUACAAGCUGCCCGAGAAUGUCUCCCUGCAGGAGGGGGCGCUGAUCGAGCCGCUGGCGGUGGCGGUGCACAUAGUCAAGCAGGCGCGGGUGCAGCCCGGCCAGAGCGUGGUGGUGAUGGGGGCCGGACCCGUGGGGUUGCUGUGCGGGGCGGUGGCGCGGGCGUUUGGGGCGACCAAGGUGGUGGCGGUGGACAUUGUGCAGGGCAAGCUGGACUUUGCGCGGGGGUACGCGGCGACGCACACGUAUCUGUCGCAGCGGGUGUCGGCCGAGGAGAACGCGCGCAACCUGGUGGCGGCGGCGGAGCUGGGGGAGGGCGCGGACGUGGUGAUUGAUGCGUCGGGCGCCGAGCCGUCCAUCCAGGCGUCGCUGCAUGUGGUGCGCAUGGGUGGUACGUAUGUGCAAGGUGGUAUGGGCAAGGCCGAUAUCAACUUCCCGAUUAUGGCGCUUUGCCUGAAGGAGGUGACGGCCCGUGGCUCGUUCCGCUAUGGCAGCGGUGAUUACAAGCUCGCGAUUGAGUUGGUUGCUGCCGGCCGGGUGGAUGUCAAGGCCCUUAUUAAUGGUGUCGUGCCGUUCAAGGACGCUGAGGAGGCCUUCAAGAAGGUCAAGGAGGGCGAGGUCAUCAAGAUCCUGAUCGCCGGUCCCAACGAGAAGGUCGAGGGGGCUUUGGACACCAGCGUUGAUGAGAAGAAGCUCAAAGAGGCGCAGGCGGCCGGUAGCACGGGCUGCUGCUAA
Molecule: messenger RNA, 1140 nt
Organism: Chaetomium globosum CBS 148.51
Lineage: Eukaryota; Fungi; Ascomycota; Sordariomycetes; Sordariales; Chaetomiaceae
Exons: 2
Coding region: 1-1140 (379 amino acids)
Biological process (GO): D-sorbitol catabolic process
Molecular function (GO): L-iditol 2-dehydrogenase (NAD+) activity; zinc ion binding
Source: RefSeq, a predicted model, not a curated record